Molecule: messenger RNA, 1580 nt
Organism: Mucor mucedo
Lineage: Eukaryota; Fungi; Mucoromycota; Mucoromycetes; Mucorales; Mucoraceae
Product: chitin deacetylase 1
Exons: 3
Coding region: 101-1357 (418 amino acids)
Biological process (GO): carbohydrate metabolic process
Cellular component (GO): membrane
Molecular function (GO): chitin deacetylase activity
Source: RefSeq, a predicted model, not a curated record
UUUUUUUCCUUUUUCCUUAUCUUGAACUCUUCUUUUUCCCCCCUUUCACUCUCUUUUACUUUUCUCUUUUUUCCCUUGUACCUCAAUAUAAAAUAAAGAUAUGGUCUGGAAAAUCGCACUCGCAGCUGCUACUGCCUUCAUGGGCGCCAAUGCAGUCACCACUAACUACCAAAGUACCGUCGAUCCCCUCAACAUUGUACUUCCCGAUAUUCCUCAAACCACCUCUCUCGACUCAGGCGUUCAAUGUACCUACUACAACAGCCCCAACGCCAUUGUCCCCUCUGAAUGGCCUACUGUUUGGGGUCCUGCUACCUCCAACGGUAUGAACACCUCUGCCGAAUUCACAGCCUUAUACAACUCUAUUGAUUGGACAAAGGCUCCCAACUUCCCCGUCAGAAAGCUCAACGCUGCCGGUGGUCUUGACAUGACCGGCUAUGAUGGUGCUACUGAUCCCGCUUGUUGGUGGUCUGCCUCUACCUGUAAGACUCCCAAGACUGCUGGUAUCAAUGCUGAUCUCUACGCCUGUCCUGAACCCGAUGUCUGGGGUAUUACUUUCGAUGAUGGUCCCAACUGUUCUCACAAUGCCUUCUAUGACUAUUUGGAAAAGGAGAAGCAAAAGGCUACCAUGUUCUACAUUGGUUCCAACGUCGUCAACUGGCCUUACGGUGCCCUUCGUGGUGUCAAAGAUGGCCACCACAUUGCUGGCCAUACCUGGUCUCACAAGAUGAUGACCACCUUGACUAACCAAGAAGUCCUUGCCGAACUUUACUACACUCAAAAGGCUAUCAAGCAUGUUACUGGUGUUACUCCCAAACAUUGGCGUCCCGCACUUGGUGAUUUGGAUGAUCGUGUCCGUUGGAUUGCCACUCAAUUGGAUUUAACUGCUAUUCUCUGGACCUUGGAUACCUUUGAUUGGGCAGCCAAUGUCACACCUGGUAUUACCGAACAAACUGUUGAUGAUAACUAUGAAGCCUACAUCAAGAUGGGUACCAACGGUAGCUAUGCCAACUCUGGUAACAUUGUCUUGUCUCACGAAAUCAACGAUAUGACUAUGCAAUUCUUCAUGAAGCAUUACCCUGAUAUCAAGAAGGCCUAUUCUCACGUUAUGGAUGUCGCCACCUGCAUGAAUAUUACUCAACCUUACGUCGAAUCUGCUGUUACUUUCCCUACCUUUGACCAAGCUGUUGGAAGUACCACUAACACUUCUACUGGUGCUUCUUCUGCUAGUGGUGCUACCACUCCUGGUGCUGCCAAGGCUUCUACUUCUCCUGCUGCCAGUGCUGCUGCCUCCGUUUACACUUCUUUGAACGGUCCUCUUUUCAUUGCUGCCCUUUUCGGUCUCUUGGUUCUUGUUUAAAAAAGAUAUCCCUCCCCCUCCCCUUCUUCCCCCCCUUUUUCUUUUUAAAACAACAAAAAGGGAAAAAGAAGAAAAAUGUAUUAAAACAACAAAAAAGAUGAGCACUGAAAAAAAAGCAGAAUGUUACAUGUAUCUCUUUUUUCUUUUUACUCUUUUAAUUUUUUCCAUUAUAUGUAUACACACAAAUCCUUUUUUAUUAAAAAAAGAUAAUUUUUCCCUUUUC